GUAUUGAGUUAAGAGGGUCUUGGUGUGAAGUCUCAAAGUUCGGUAUCUGAAAAUGAGCAAAUCUUCCGGACCCGUUGCUGCGGUAGCACCCACAAGCGAAAUCGAUAUCGUUCUCGCGACCAACGGAGAGAGUGGCGAUUUUUUCCAGUCGUGGUACGAGGUCUUGAGGCCCUACCACAUCAUCGUGGUUCAGACAGGCCCAGAGGCAUCUGCAAAGCUGAGAGCACCACCUGGACUUGACGUCGAAUUGUUUACAAGGAGCGAUGUCAAGCGAAUGCUUGGGAACCGAGCUGCCUGCAUUUCGUCAAAAGAUAGUGCAUGCCGCUGCUUUGGAUGGCUUGUCUCGAAAAAAAGAUUUAUUUACACGCUGGCGGACGACUGCUACCGCGUGAAAGGCUUUCCAGCUCCAGGGUUGGAGCUUGAUCCCGUGCUGAAGCACCUUCAGAACUUGCAAAGGCCAGCAACACCACUUCACUUUAACACCCUCUAUGACCCGUUCGAGGACUCCACGGAUUUUGUUCGUGGAUAUCCUUUCAGCCUGAGGGAGGGCGUCAGAACUGUGAUAUCUCAUGGCCUCUGGCUCAAUAACCCUGACUACGACGCGCCAACUCAGCUUGUCAAGCCUAACGAGCGUAAUAUUCGUUAUGUAGAUUGUGUUCAAACGAUUCCCAAGGGUGCUCUGUUUCCAAUGUCAGGAUUUAACAUUGCAUUCGACCGGGAACUGAUUGGGCCUGCAAUGUACUUUCCUCCAAUUGGUGAAGGACAACCAUUUGGCUUUCAUGAUGAUAUGUGGGCUGGAUGGUGCUCCAAGGUCAUAUGUGACCAUUUACGAUACGGUGUGAAGUCCGGGCUUCCCUAUGUUUGGAGGCAGAAAUCUGCAAAUGCCUUUGCCAGCUUAAGGAAGGAAUACAAGGGUAUUUUUUGGCAAGAGGAGAUUGUACCAUUCUUCCAGUCCAUGCAGUUACCUGCUGAAGCUGUAACGGUAGAGGCAUGCUACUUGGAUAUCGCCAAGCAAGUCAAAGAAAAGCUGGGCAAAGCUGAUUCAUCCCUGAAUAAGCUGGCAGAGGCCAUGGCGACUUGGAUAGAUGCAUGGAAGACCAUAAAUUCAUGCUCGACGCCCCCUCCUGAAAUUGACCACUGAAGGCUUGCUGGAGUUAGUGGAGCCACUCGUGAUUAUGUGCACCAUCUCUGUUCAUGGUGUAUCGUUGGUGUAGUCCUUUUCUUGCCUAAAACAUGACUGGUGGGACAUGACCUGAAGAUACGCUGUCUCGUGGUAGACUACUGGUGACAUUGGGAUCAGAAUGCCAAUUUUUUUGCAAGUGGUGGGAACGGGAUCUUGACAAAAGAG
Molecule: messenger RNA, 1348 nt
Organism: Closterium sp. NIES-67
Lineage: Eukaryota; Viridiplantae; Streptophyta; Zygnematophyceae; Desmidiales; Closteriaceae
Source: the annotation of a GenBank genome assembly